AUGGCUGGGGGUCAAAAAGGGGUCAGUAAAUGUCUGGAGGGGAGUAAUCAGCGAAGAAGUUCUGUAUAUGAAAAUGAAUUCACUACAAUCAACUGCAAAGCCAUUACUCGCAUACAGGAUGACUGGGAUGUGGAAGAAUUUAUCUCAAAAACCUGCUUGGGGAGGUUCCUCCAUCAUUCAUCUUUCAAGAUCCUGUUAGCUACCCUUGUAAUCAGCAAUGCAAUCGUCAUUGUUCUCCAAACGGAUCCGACACUAGAAGAUAAAUAUUUCGGCUUAUUCUCUGCCAUCGACACGAUUGUUCUGUCUUUUCUAAUCUGUGAAGUCAUUCUAAACUGGUAUUAUGGAUUCUGUUUGUACUGGAAGGAUGGCUGGAAUUUCAUCAAUUUUUUUAUUGUACUGUAUCUAGCCAUUGGAUUGAUCAUUCCUAUACUGGAUAAUGAAACACUUUUUCGAAUGGCCAGAGUCAUGAGGCUGAUGCAAGUUUGUACCUUGGUUAAUGGCCUGGCAAGGAUGUUCCAGGUGAUCUUGCAGUCCAUUCCUGACAUGGCAAAUAUCAUGAUCUUACUUUUUGCCAUCAUGCUGGUCUUCUCUGUGUUUGGAGUGACUCUCUUUGGAAGCCUCGUCCCAAAGCAUUUUGGGAAUCUGGGAACGGCUCUGUAUUCUCUUUUCAUCUGUGUCACCCAGGAUGGGUGGAUUAAUAUUUAUAAUGACUUUGAAAAUGAAGGCCUGGCCUUGGAGAUAGGGGGGGCCCUCUACUUCUUCAUCUUCAUCACCUUUGGAGCCUUCAUCUUUGCAAAUCUGCUGGUGGCUGUAGUGACCACCAACUUGGAACAAUCUAUGACUGAGUAUAAUGAGAAGAAGCAGUUGAAAACUCAGCUCUUUUCCACUACGAGCUAUGCUGGAUUUGAUGAUGGCACUGAUGACGACUUCGCUGCGUCCCAGUCAGAACCGGUGCAUAUAAAAGAAGUUAUGCAGGGAACACCUAUGGUCCAUCAUCAGGAGUUGCUCAGCUUUGGCAAUCUGGCCAAUCUGAAUGAGAGUACUUGUGAAGAUCUCUGCCUUGUCCUAGAAGCAGUCCACGAGAACUUAAAGGGAUAUCAGGAGAUCCGGGAUGAACUGGAGCAAAUAGUCCAGGAAGUGAGGUCCCUCAAAUUCAACGUAGAGCAGGAGCAAGAGAUUGUUCUACGAAGCAUCCGUGGGGCCAACAUUUCAGAAACUAUGUUUGCCGAUAACAUUCAUACAAAGACUGGUGAUGUUCUAUCUAUGUUGAUGAACCUGGAGAAGUCACACAUGCUUGACAAGGAGUACCAAAAGGGAGUGGUGAAAUCAGCAGCUAUGAGAGCCCGACGGCAGUCUGUGGUUAUAGCAAAUGAAUCUGCAAAAAAAUCCCGCCGACAAACUUUGCCAACAGGAUCUGACAAACAUCACAAGAGCUUGGCAAUAGGAAGCUUUCUAGAAAAGGUUCCUCGCCGAAUAACUUUGGUUGAAACCCCAACGGAGCAUGGCAAAAAGCGUAGGGUGAGUGCGCCUCCCACCUCUAGUGGCUCUACAGACCAAAGCCAGAGGCAGCGAGAGAGCACGUCUGGAAGUAGCACAGACAAGAAUCGGUACAAGAAGAAUCA
Molecule: messenger RNA, 1622 nt
Organism: Python bivittatus (Burmese python)
Lineage: Eukaryota; Metazoa; Chordata; Lepidosauria; Squamata; Pythonidae
Source: RefSeq, a predicted model, not a curated record